UCUUUUGGGUGUCUUUUUAAAGUUUAUUUUCUCCCCCAUUGUUUUCACACUUCCGCAAUUAGAAAAAUGCAAGUUUUUAUGCAAAAAAUUGCUCAACCAACCGGAAUUAAAAGCGCAUUUUUUCAUCUUUUUCUUAUAAAUUCUGAGAGAGUGACUAAAUAUAAUUUAUUGAUUUUUUAGUUUGUGUAGAUAUUUUUCUUCGUUAAUUUGCCCUAUUUUUUGCGCGUUUUUGACACAUUUUUUAAUAAAAUUUUUUUUAAUUUUUAAAGGCAAAUGGGAAAAAUCUUGACUAAACUUUUUGGAAAGAGAGAAUUACGGGUAUUGAUGCUUGGAUUGGAUGCGGCAGGGAAAACAAGUAUUCUGUAUAAAUUGAAACUUGGCCAAUCAAUUAAAUCACUUCCAACGGUCGGCUUUAAUGUGGAGACUGUCACUUAUAAAAAUAUUAAAUUCAGUGUGUGGGAUGUUGGAGGUCAAGAGAAAAUAAGGCCACUUUGGAGGCAUUACUAUGUUGGCACGCAAGCUUUAAUAUUUGUUGUAGAUUCUGCUGAUGUUGACAGGAUUGAUGAAGCUAGGCAUGAAUUGCACAAAAUUGUGAAUGACCGUGAAAUGCGGGAAGCAGCGAUUUUGAUAUUUGCGAAUAAACAGGACUUGCCUGGUGCUUUACAACCAACCGAAUUACAAGAAAGGUUAGGUUUAGGAAGACUUCAUUCUCGUAAUUGGUAUGUCCAACCUUCCUGUGCAAUUGGUGGAAGUGGUCUUUUUGAAGGAUUAACUUGGCUAGCAUCAAAUUGUAAAUGA
Molecule: messenger RNA, 798 nt
Organism: Meloidogyne enterolobii
Lineage: Eukaryota; Metazoa; Nematoda; Chromadorea; Rhabditida; Meloidogynidae
Source: the annotation of a GenBank genome assembly